This is a messenger RNA of Nothobranchius furzeri (turquoise killifish), 2940 nucleotides long. It is a transcript of the gene acsl6, whose product is annotated as acyl-CoA synthetase long chain family member 6. Gene Ontology annotation, molecular function: long-chain fatty acid-CoA ligase activity. Gene Ontology annotation, biological process: long-chain fatty acid metabolic process. Gene Ontology annotation, cellular component: endoplasmic reticulum; membrane. The record is from RefSeq and is a predicted model, not a curated record. NCBI's taxonomy places the organism in Eukaryota, Metazoa, Chordata, Actinopteri, Cyprinodontiformes, Nothobranchiidae.
UCACCCCCCCACCCCCCCCCACCCCCCUCCCUCCACCUCCUCUCUCCCUCCCUCCUCCCUCCCUCCUUAAUCCCCCAGAUUGUCGCGCGGACUUGCUUGCUGCAGUUGAUGCUGCAGUUCCGAGCCGCUCCUGCACCGGAGGACACCUGACUCAAUGAGAAAGACAUGCUUGCAUUCGUGCUGGUCUCUGGAUCGCUCUGGAUUAUAUUAGAACUCAGUUCCACUCUGAUGGAGAAAAUGCAGGCCCAGGAGAUGAUGAGUGGCCUGAGGAUACCAGACAUGGACGAGCUCGGCCGGCUUUUCCACUCCCUGCCGACCUCCACGCUGGUGGGUGUUGGCGCCUUGACCGCUGUGCUGGCAUACUGGUUUGCCACCAGGCCUCGUCCCAUCAAGCCUCCCUGCAGCCUGCAGCACCAGUCUGAGGAAGUCCCGCACGAAGGUGGAGGUCGAAGAUCCAUGAUGGGUGACCCGUCCAGAUUGCUGACUCAUUACCAUGACGAUGCCAGGACCAUGUAUGAGGUCUUCCAGAGAGGCCUCCACAUAUCUGGUGAUGGUCCCUGCUUAGGGUCCCGGCUCCCAAACCAGCCCUACAAGUGGAUGUCCUACAAAGAGGUGACGGCUCGAGCAGAGCACGUGGGUUCUGGUCUUCUACACCAGGGCUGUCAGCCCAACUCCAACCAGUUUAUAGGAGUGUUUGCUCAGAACAGACCUGAGUGGAUCAUCUCUGAGCUAGCAUGCUACACCUACUCCAUGGUGGUGGUCCCUCUUUAUGACACGCUCGGUGCAGAUGCUAUCCGGUUCAUCAUUAACACUGCUGACAUCUCCACCGUGAUCUGCGACAAAAUGGAGAAAGCCCAGGUGCUUUUGAACAACGUAGAGCGGAAAGACACGCCCAGGCUGGGAAGAAUCAUUCUGAUGGACGCCUUUGACUCUGAUGUUGUGGAGCGUGGCAAGAGCUGUGGCGUCCAUGUGCAGGCAUUGCAGGAAGUCGAGGCUCUGGGGAGGGAGCACUACAGAAAACCUAUACCACCAGCACCAGAUGAUCUGUCCAUUGUGUGUUUCACCAGUGGAACCACAGGAAACCCAAAGGGAGUCAUGCUCACUCAUGGGAACGUUGUGGCAGAUUUUGCAGGAUUCCUCAAAGUGACAGAUAAAGUCAUUUUUCCAAACCAAGACGAUUGUCUCAUCUCCUUCCUGCCGCUGGCUCACAUGUUUGAGAGGCUCAUUGAGAAUGUGGUCUACUGCCACGGAGGACGGAUUGGCUUCUAUCAGGGGGACAUCCGUCUCCUGCCAGACGACAUGAAGGCCCUGCGGCCGACUAUUUUUCCUGUAGUGCCUCGACUGCUCAACCGCAUGUACGACAAGAUUUUUAGCCAGGCGAACACCCCGCUGAAGCGUUGGUUGCUAAACUUUGCUGCAAAGAGAAAAGGUGCUGAAGUUAGUCGGGGAAUCAUUCGCAGCGACAGCAUCUGGGACAAAAUCUUCUUCAGUAAAAUUCAGGCCAGCUUGGGAGGAAGACUCAGGAUGAUAAUCACAGGAGCGGCUCCCACUUCACCCACCGUCCUGGGUUUUCUCAGAGCAGCUCUGGGAUGCCAGGUGUAUGAGGCGUACGGCCAAACUGAGUGCACUGCGGGGUGCACCUACACCACACCUGGAGACUGGACAUCUGGUCAUGUCGGCGCUCCGCUGCCGUGUAACCUCAUCAAGCUGGUGGAUGUUCCUGAAAAGAACUACUUUGCAUCUAAGGGUGAAGGAGAGGUUUGUGUGAAGGGACCUAACGUGUUCAAGGGCUACCUCAAAGACCCGGAAAGAACAGCUGAGACGCUGGAUGUGGAUGGCUGGCUUCACACCGGAGACAUUGGCAAAUGGUUGCCUAAUGGUACACUGAAGAUCAUCGAUAGAAAAAAGCACAUCUUCAAGUUGGCGCAGGGUGAAUACAUCUCCCCUGAGAAGAUCGAGAACAUCUACAUUAGGAGCGAGCCAGUGGCCCAACUCUAUGUUCAUGGAGACAGUCUGCAGUCAUGUUUGGUAGGAAUUGUGGUUCCUGAUCCUGAGGUGAUGCCUGAAUGGGCCAAGAAAAAAGGCCUUCUGGGUACCUACAAGGAUCUGUGUAAAAACACUGAGUUAAAGAAAGCGAUACUUGAAGAUCUGGUGCGUCUGGGCAAAGCCAAUGGCCUUCUAUCUUUUGAGCAGGUAAAGAACAUCUACAUCUACAGUGAGAUGUUCUCCAUUGAGAAUGGCCUCUUGACUCCGACGCUAAAGGCCAAGAGGCCAGAGCUGAAGGAAUUCUUCAAGGCGAAGAUCGAUGAUCUCUACAGCAGCAUUACCAUGUGAUGGCCAGCAGACUUCGAUUUUUUUUUUUCCUUCUUCUACUUUUAACAUCUUGACACAAAGAUCAGCUUGAACUGGGGACCUGCAUUGAGACAGAAAUGUCUCUCAUGAGCCUGAAAAUGUUUUGGGAACAUAAACCAAAAACUUUCCCAAGAGUGGAGGAGUUAAAAUUGUUUUUAAAAUCCAAUUAUAGAAGAAAAACAAAUGUGAAUUACAACGCACACUGUCACAUGUAUUUCUGCCUGUUUUAUGCAUUUAUUGGAGGAAAUUAAUUAACGUAUACACUGACAGGAUAAUUAUUUAACUUUGUGAAUUUGUAUGUCACUUCAGAAGCAAAUCAUGACAUUGCACUUUUGGUCUUGUCCACCAGAGGGCAGCACAGACUUGAAUGUGGUUAAAUAUGCAAAGCAAUGCAAAUACAUCCGGCAACAAUCUUUUUAUUAUUGUUGUUUCAGACACCUCAACAAUGCCAAAACAACAAUUAACAUGCAUUCUCAUCCUACCAGAUACAAUAAAUGUAUACAGAAAAAGAAAUAUAUUUAACAAUGUGCAUUGUCAGUUGUGUUUGAUUGAGUUGCUUUAAUUUAAGCGUAUUAAAUCUUUCCAUGU